Ambispora gerdemannii is the source of this 1345-nucleotide messenger RNA. NCBI's taxonomy places the organism in Eukaryota, Fungi, Glomeromycota, Glomeromycetes, Archaeosporales, Ambisporaceae. The record is from the annotation of a GenBank genome assembly.
AACGGCUACCGAAUGUCUUUAUUAUCAGCCGAAAUUUCUGCGUUGGGCAGGUAAAGACCCACAUUUUAUCAAUAUUUUACAUGGCGCAUUACACAGUGAACCGGAGCUACCAACUGAUCUUUUUAACGAUGUUGAUUCGUCGGGAAAGCAACACAUGAUUAUUAUAGAGACAAAUUCAACGAGUGCUGGUUUAUGCCAAAUGCCUGCUGUUUGGUCAAUAGAUCCAAUGGGUAUUUACAAAUCUGUGAUAGAAUCCGCAUUUAAUGAUAUUCUGGAGAAGGCAGAUCCCUUGUUAGGUGGGCUGGCUGUGGUCCAUUAUACAAACGUAAUGGAAUCAUCUGGGUAUGCUGCUGCUUUGGCUGAAGUUGCGAAAGAAAAGGUUUGGCUUGUGACUUGGAAAUUCGAUGAUCCAAAUCCUCCUCUUAAAUGGCUUCAUCAGAUUCUCUAUAUUCGUGAUGCAAAUGGAGAAUGGCAUUCAAUACGAGCAUGCUUCCGUAUGGGAAUGAAAACACCGUGGAUAGUAUAUCCACUUAUCACUCGUACAUUAGUAAUGAAUCCAGUCGUCACCUGCUUAGCCGGUGGUCGAAAUAAAAUGAUGGCAUCAAGAGCUUACGAGCUAUUUAACGAAGAACUUUCAGGAUCUGGACUAACAGUGAAAUACCCAAAGACUCUAUGUAACUUGAAAAAAGCAGAAAUUCCGACUCAAAUCAAGCAAAUGGGCGGGCAUGCAGUUAUAAAAUCACCUUAUAGUAGUGUUGGAAGUGGCGUGUAUACCAUUACCAAUUCCAAAGAACUACAAAAUUUUCUCGACGAAAAGCAUCAUUACGAUAAUUUCCUUUUGCAAUCACUUGUUGGCAACAUUUCUUGGUAUAAAACUCUUCAGCCUGAACAAUAUUACAUCACUGGUUCUAAUCCUGGCGUAUUCGAGGACAACUAUCUGAUAGAUUUCCGUAUGGUGCUUUCUGGAUGUAAGAAAGGAUUUCGUCCUGUGUGUGUUUAUGCAAGGAGAGCACGUACACCAUUGGUGGAAGAUUAUCGAGACCUUUCAGCUUUGAACUCAUGGGAUAUGCUUGGAAUAACACUCACCGUACCAGACUCUACUGGGAAGCUCAUAAAAGAAAUAGAUCGCUUAAUUCCUCUCGACAAAAAAACAUUUGACCAAGCCAAAAUUGAUAUUGACGAUUUAGUCGAUGCAUACGUUCAAUCGUUCUUAGCUACGAUUGCAAUCGACAAGAUGUCUAGUCGCUUAAUACGCGACGAUAAAGAAUUCAAUUAUGCACUGUUUAAAGAGAUGAAUCCAGAUCCGAUGCUUUUACGAGAAAUUGAUUCUUCUUCCAAAAGUUGA